UAGUAUUCUAAAUAAUAUCGUCGCGCAAACAUGAAUUUCAAAAUAGUGUGUCUCUGCGUGACGUUUUAUAUGAGCAUUGCUCUAGCUGAAAAUGAACUUAUCGUCGAAACAAGUUUGGGUAAAAUCAAAGGGUCUAUUUUGAAAACAAGUAAAAACCAUGAAUUCAAAGCGUUUCGAGGCAUAAGAUAUGCCCAACCACCUGUAGGUGAUAAGCGUUUCAAGGCACCAGUAAGUGUUACGAAAUGGCCAAGUGAAAAUAUUCUUGAUGCAACAAAAGAUGGAAACAUUUGCCCUCAGCCAAGAUAUCCAAAUGAGAUUAUGUCAGAAGAUUGCUUAGUACUGAAUGUGUAUACUCAUGAUGUGAGGGUAAAUAAACCGGUUAUGGUUUACAUUCAUGGAGGUUCAAAUUUUCUCGGUACCGGUAAUAGCCAAUCGGAAGCAGGACCAGAUUUAUUAAUGAACCAGGACAUUGUUUUGGUCACUAUGAACUACAGACUUGGAGCAUUGGGUUUUCUUAGUACUAAAAACUCGGAUGCUCCCGGUAAUUAUGGAUAUCUCGAUCAAGUGAUGGCUCUGCAAUGGGUACAAGAUCAUAUUUCAAACUUUGGUGGGAACCCGAAGUCAGUUACGAUAUUUGGCAUGAGUGCUGGUGGAAUGGCUGUGACUCUUCAUAUGGCUUCACCAUUAUCUAAGGGACUUUUCCAUCGAGCAAUUGCUAUGAGUGGUUCGGCGACAAGUCAUUUUACGGUCGAUAAUGUUGGCUGGACUAGGAAACUUGCUUAUCUUGUGGGCUGCCCAAUGUACAAUAGCAAGGACAUAGUCGAUUGUUUGAGGAAUGUUUCAUGGGAAAAGGUUAUCGAAGCGUGCAAAACGUAUGAGCCUUAUGGUUUUAUUGAUGUCAAGUGGAACUAUGAAGUAGAUGGGCAUUUUCUCAUGGACACACCAACGAAUGUCUUCGCUAGGGGCGAGUUCAACAAAGUUCCAUUAAUGGCAGGAAUAACCAAAGAUGAACUCACCUAUUUCAAUAUCUAUCAACAUGCUACCAACAAGGGCUUUUUGAAUGAUCUAAGCGUAAAUUUCGACAAGUAUGCCCCCGAUAUUUUUACAUUUGCCUUAGAAAAAAACGCAGCUGAAAAAAGCAAACAAAUUCAGAAGUUCUAUCUGAAGGACAAACUUAUUCAGGAUCAGCCUUUUAGUAAUUUUGGAGAGAUUUUCUCAGACGCUAUUAUUGGUCAUGGAAUUUAUAGAUUAGUUCAUUUGGCAAGAAAAUAUGUUGAUGUGUACUAUUAUCGAUUUGACUACGAAGGAAAGUUCAGUUUGUUCCCCGAUGAAAAUGGCAAACCAAGAGGGGUUUUACACGCCGAUGAUCUUCAGUAUAUAUUUUAUUUCGACCUGAUUCCGUCCACUGAUGAAUCUGAUAUCUUUAUGGCUGAAAGGAUUGGAAAUUGGUGGGCAUCAUUUGCAAAAACUGGAGCCCCUAGUGACAUUGAAGGCAUCAAGUGGCUGCCGUCAACUAGAAAAAGUGUCCAUACAAUGUACAAUGAUAAGGAAAUUCGCCUUGGCGAGGAACCGUUUUUAGAUAGAUAUGCCCUUUGGGAUGAAUUAUUUCCAGUAGAAAAUAGUGUCAAAAGAAAUUUAAAAAAUGACGAACUUUGAUUCUUAAGAAAUUUAAUAAUAAAAUUAAAAAAAGAAGAAAUAGUCAAA
This is a messenger RNA of Eupeodes corollae, 1704 nucleotides long. RefSeq names its product juvenile hormone esterase-like. The record is from RefSeq and is a predicted model, not a curated record. The transcript has 4 exons. Lineage: Eukaryota; Metazoa; Arthropoda; Insecta; Diptera; Syrphidae. The coding region runs from base 31 to 1656 and encodes 541 amino acids.